GAGCAAUUCGACGAUCGAUCGACGAGGGAGGUGGUAGUGAAGCAAGGAAGGCAGGCAGAUAGAGGGUCGGUGAGUCGGCGGGGCGCGGGAGCGCAAGUAUAGGGCUUGACAAGUUUGUGUGAAGAAGUGGGAUCCAGGAAAGCGCAGGGCUGGAGAUGGUGAGGGUUGAAUCCUGUUGGAGAUUUGGCUGAGAGCUCUCUCUAGGAUCGGGAGUCUGUCUUGGUCCCGAGAGGGUUUUGGUUGAAUCCUUUUUGAAAGGAGGCAUUUCAAAGUGUGGCGGGUGGAGGAUGAGGCCAGCAUGUAGGAAGAGUCGGAGAAGGUCAGAGAGUUUGGACGGUGGAGUUGCAGAAGGGGUGCGUUGAUUUGGUGUCAGGAUGCUCGACGAGUAAGUUGAGGAGGGAUUGGAAGGAAAGGGGAAGCAGACUUAUUCGUUGGCAAUUCGGCAGUUAUUUCUCCUUGUAGCUUCAUCCGGGAGGCCAUGACAGAGCGGCAUUAUCAACUGAUGGCUAGGUCCGCUGGAACUCAACUCUUACGCGCGCAAGGGGCCCAGAUAUAUUCCCCAACGCCCUACGCGGAUGCGAGAGCACACGACCCUUACUACUCGCAAGGCAAUCACUUAAAUUCGCACUAUGCUCAGAGUGCAACCCAAGUCGGCGGUCGUUUUGAUUAUUAUCUGCCUUCAGAGUCUCAAGACAUUCGAGCCCAAUUGAUUUCCGAACGCCGAUCCUCGUUACCAGCUGCUUACGCAGAUCCAAAUCAAACUUAUGCCGAUCAUGUAGAUCCUCGAGCUCUCUCAGCCAGACCCGGUAUGGGCGAAGUGCUUCCUUACCCUUCAACGCAACGCAGAAGGCAUCCGCAAUCCGGUGCAGCAGCUGCGUUCGGAUCAACAAAUUUACUACGGGCUCGCCGAGCAGAAAUCGUCGCGGCAUAUGGUCAACCUCCGGUAGGUGCGCGUUUGGGCCGGCUCGGGAAUUCGGGCGAUCCUGGAAUGAGUAAGGAAGGAAGUGCAUCGGCCGGAGCAUACGCCAAUGGCCCACGGAGGUUCUCCGGAUCCUCGUACGAAGACCAAGAAUUGCCCGUUUCGCGUGUCGGCACUGGCACUGGCCAGCACGGUGUUCUCGGCGCGGGCGCCGUGGCAAGACAGGGCCGCGACUUCGAGCGCUACCUGUUGGCCGUGCAGCCGGAGAAGCUGGUCAGAUACGCGGCCGCUUGCUUGUCACCGGAGCCGGCGAUCAAGAGGGCGAGGUAUGCGAUGAUGGCGAACAACGUCGCUCCUCCGCCCGAAGUGGACAUGUACUCGAACUAUCGUCAGGCCAAACUGCGUCGAGUCGGCGCCGCGGAACCGAAACCUCGUUCCGACAGACCGAAAGUCGGCAGUGGUGGUGGCGGUAGCGGUAGCGGUAGCGGGGCUCGACGCGAGAGGGAGAAAGAGCCCCCUCGAGAAAGAAGGCGGAAAGACGACGAGCGGGCCCUCGACAGCAGCGAGAAGAAAAUCAACAGCCCCCCCGGCCCCGGCCGCGCCAACAGAGUCGAGUCCAGUGCACCGAAGAGCGCCGACGGUAACCGCGCAGACCAACCGCGUAAUGGCUCCCAACCUUCCGAAGGCGGCCCUCGUUCACCGGGAGCGACGAAGGGCAGUACGGGAUCCAAACGGCCUACGGUCCCGGAGUCCGGGCACAAGGACGAGAACCACGUCGACUCGGACAAAGAUUCCGAGCUCGGCUCGCUGGGCGCCGAUCUGUCGGACUUCGAGGACGAGAAGAGCAGAAGCAAGAAGACGAAGAAGAAAGCGUCGGAGGAACCUGAAGCCGUGAUCGAUGCGCCGCUGGAUGGAAUGAUUUUCGGGUGCUCUUCUGUCACGUUUUACGAGUGCAUGAGGCUGCAACUCUUCGGGCUGCCGACCAAGAACAAGGACGAGGUCAUGCGAGUGGCUCCUGGAACCAAGCUGUUUCUCUUCAACUUUGAUACCAAAGAGCUUUCGGGCGUCUUCGAGGCCAUUUCUUACGGCGGGAUGAUGAUAAAGCCGGAUGCUUUUCGAGACUUCGGCUCCUUCCCUGCACAGGUACAAGUUUGCUGCGUUGAGCAGUGUCCUAAUCUUCGCCUGGUUGAUUUCAAGCCUGCCAUUAAGGACAACUUUCUGAACGGCUUCAAGUUCAAAUUUACUCUCAGUGGCUCCCAGGUGAGGGAUCUGAUCAGGCUGUUUCGAAGAGCAGCUAAGUAUCAACACCAACAUUUUCACCAGCGGCCUCAGGACGGUUUGGUGCAGCGCUAUGUACAUGAGCAGAUUCCACCCGAAGACUAUCUUCUGAGAAAUUCUCAGCGUCGGAGGCAAACUUACCCUCAACACUCUCAGGCGAGUUUCGGAUUGUCAAGCAUCUCAUGUGCCAGGGUUAUGCAUUUAUCAUCCAAGAGUAAAGCACGUGAGUCAGAGGAACCAUCACGGAAGAUGGCCCGGAAAGGAAGAAGAAAGAGAAGAAAAGUUGAAAACGAACGCUCAAAGUCUCCCAAGGCAGAUAACUGCAGUUCACUUAAUCAACCAGAGGAGAUGGGUGAGGCAGAUGUUGCCAAAAAUGCUAGCCUUACCCGUGAGGCGGAUGACAUCUCUAACACAAACCUUUCUGUUGUAGUCAGGGAGGUCAAUUUUACGGAUAGUUCCAAAACCCUUUGCCAGCCCAAAGAGAUUCUUGAGGCUGUUGAUGCCAUACUCGAUAACAAGGGGAGUGACUCAUCUGAGCCAGAUCAUGAAAUAGGUAAUAGCAAACCUGGGGAGUUUCCAGGGCUUCAGAAUGACCAUGACGAUUGUGAUGGCAAGCAGGUUUCUUUAGUAGAAGAGAGUUCUAAUGAUGGAAAAUGCGGGCUGGCAGGUGGGCGAAGUGAAGAACAGGGAAAGGGCCUUAAUGUACUCAAAAGGGCCCUGGACAUCCGUGGAAAUGUGAUAACCAAGUCAUCAGACUCUGCUCCUUCCUCUUCCGGGGUGAUCGAAGGUCUAACCCCUAGCGAGGUUCCAGAGCUUUCUUUGAAUCUGAGAUCACCAUCAGAUGGCACUGUAACAGUGGAAGGUGAAGAUCGGAUUCUGGACAAAGUAGCAUUUUCUCAAGUGUCUGAUGAUGUUUUGGACGUGGAGGAGACCGGGAAGAUCCAGAACUCAGCAGCUGGUUGUGAAGCAAGUGCCUGGGAUGAAGAGGUUAAGGAAUCUCUCACAGAAGGCUCUCGUCAUCCACUCGUAGAAGAUUCUGGGGGGGAUUAUGAAGAGAACGUAUGGGUACGUCCUGCUUUUAUCGUGGAGACAAGCGUCGAAGAGUCAAGAUACACCAUCUCGUCAGUCUCUGAUUCUGACCACGCUUACGAUAACGGAGGGCAAGGCCUAGAAGGUUUAAAAGAGCACACUGAGACCAUCUCUAGCUGUAGAAAGGAAGGUGACUUCGGAGUUCCGACUGCACAACUGAAGGAGUACGCGGAAAUUUCAGACAAGCAUGAAGGGAACGGUGAACAAAACUGUAAGUCCACAAACUUGGUGAAAACCAGCAACGAGUGUGAGACGGAGACAUGCCAUUUGAAUGAUGUGAUCUGUGAUCCUGUAUCUGUGUCUCCUGAAGUUGUGGAGGCCGAAGAGAUGGUGGACAUUGGUGAUGACGAUAUUGAGUGUGAGAUUCCUCAGUGUGAAGAGGAUGCAGUGAAUGAAAUGGAGGUCGGUGAUCGUGAUGUUCCUGGUGUCGAAGAUGUAGAGCAGGUAAUAGAGGUCGGUGACAAUGAUGGUCCCAACGUUGAAGAUGUGGUGCAGGAAGUGCAGGUUGAGAAUGAUGUUUUUGAAGGUCAGGGGCUACAAAAUCUUCGUGAAGAGGCACUGGAACCGGUGAUCCACGACGCUGGAAUCAUUGUCGUAGAUCUCAACCUUCCUGAAGCUGAAGCUGCCGUGGACGAAGAGGAUGCCAUAGACGACGAAUCUAGCUCAGAGAUUCCUCAGAUGAGUGAAAGUGAGGGUGAGGGUGAGGAUGACGAGGUACUGCGAUCGGCUGAUGGCGUUAGUUCGGAGAACCCUGACGAGAUGGAGGUCGAAGAUGAGGAAGUGGAAUGUCUUGAAAAUUUUCCGGCCAGUGAGCCGCAUCAGCUUCUUGAACAGGAAAAAGAUUUGGUGAAAGCGCCUGAGAAGGAUAUCCAAUUCCAAGUUUCUGAAGCCCGUGAGGACGCAGACGUAUUCAACACAGCUCAUGAUGAUCGGAAUUCUGAACAAGAAAACCUUCCUCAUGAAACCCGAACUGUCAGUCAUGAAGGAGGGCCGAUGAACGAGUUUGGGAGGUCUGUGUACGAUGAUACUGAAAGUGAGAGUGAAGAUCUCCAAAACACUGAAGCCGGAACUGAACAGAAAUUUCCGUGCAAAGAAAUUAAUCUCCAAAACUGCUAGAUGACUGUGCCACGUAGCAGAGCUUGUGUACGACCAUCUUGGACACAUCGCCCUACUAACAGGAGAACCAUCGGCAUUGCAGCGAAAGUAGUUGCUCUAUUGUAGUUUGACUCUUCCUCCAUCAUUGUCCUUUGUAUAGUAGGCCCAGCACAGAAGUAAGGACCUGAGGAAACGGGAUCUCAGUCUAUAUCUCGCCAGAAAUAUUUGCACGAGCCAAACAUUAUAUACCACGUAAUUAAUAAAAUGUGGUCGCCAAGCUCACCAGAUGUUCUUAGACACCCUUCUG
Messenger RNA from Marchantia polymorpha subsp. ruderalis, 4688 nucleotides. Lineage: Eukaryota; Viridiplantae; Streptophyta; Marchantiopsida; Marchantiales; Marchantiaceae. The record is from the annotation of a GenBank genome assembly.